Messenger RNA from Zygosaccharomyces rouxii, 1581 nucleotides. RefSeq names its product putative metalloreductase (gene AIM14). The record is from RefSeq and is a predicted model, not a curated record. Gene Ontology annotation, molecular function: oxidoreductase activity. NCBI's taxonomy places the organism in Eukaryota, Fungi, Ascomycota, Saccharomycetes, Saccharomycetales, Saccharomycetaceae. The transcript has a single exon. Gene Ontology annotation, cellular component: plasma membrane. The coding region runs from base 1 to 1581 and encodes 526 amino acids.
AUGAGUUCAGAAUUAGUGAAAAGACAUGGUCAUACCCAUUAUGCCAAUAUACCAUACGGUUAUUAUGUCCUCAUUGUGAGCUUCUUUUAUCUCGUAUUUUUAGGAGUAUUGAGGAUAAUUUUAAAACCAAGAGCUGCAGGUUUCAAUUCUUCGAAAAGAUCAAGGUUAGCUCAAAAAUUGUAUCUAGUAAAUCCAGUGGUUCAUUUGCCAAUUCUUUUAGUGGCCGUCCUUCUACCGUUUUACCGCCAUUAUUCGAUUUCAGAACAUGCAACUGUUUACAUAAAAAGAUUGGGAAGAUUGAGUUACGCACUCCUUCCUUUGAAUCUGUUACUGAAUCUAAGACCAAAUUGGCUACUUAGAAAUAACUACACCUAUACCGAUUUGAUACCUUUACACAAGUGGCUGUCAAGAUGCAUAAUUAUCAUAGCCGUAGUUCAUGGUAUUUUGUUUUUAAUUAACUGGGCAUUGGGAGAAUCAGGAACUUUGGCUAAAAAGAUAGCGAAUCCUUAUAAUCUUGCCGGUGUACUGCUAUUUGCUCCAUUGAUCUCAAUGAUAUUUUUCUCCAUAGGCCCCAUGAGACGUUUUAGCUAUAAUGCAUUUUAUGUGAUUCACAAUUUAACAGGAAUUUCAUUCAUAUUCGUCGUUGCAUUCCAUGCAAGGCCAUCAGUAACUAUUCCCUACCUAUUGAUAAACAUUGCAAUACUCCUAUGGCAAGGGUUUGCUAAAUUCUAUUACGCUAAACGUACAGACAUUCUAUCAAAAAACACAGAUUAUCAAAAUACAAACUUGGUUAACGUACAGCUUCCUCGUAUGGCACUUCCCGACCAAUUUGAACCCGCUUGUCACAUUAGAAUAAGCCCUUACUCCAGAUUACAUCCUCUCUAUUGGUUGUACCCAUCACAUCCAUUUACAGUGGCAUCUUUACCAUCUGACACUGUAGUUGAUUUAAUAAUUUCCGAGAGUCACCACCCCAAAUCCUUCAAAUUGGAAUUAGGUGCACCAUAUUCUGUAAUUAACAACUUUGAUCCCGCGGUACCUAGAAGUUGUCUGGAACAGGCCAAAAGAGUAGCUAUUGUAUGCGGUGGUAGUGGUAUCUCGUUUGGAUUACCCUUAUACAGAUAUUUCAAAGAAAUUCAUCCAGUUGAAUAUAUUCAAUUCAUUUGGCUGGUUAAAGAUGCAUACCAGCUCAAGAUUCUGGACAAGUUAGACACCAUUGGUUUGUUAGAUGGUUCCAACGAUUGUCAUGCCUUUAUCACUCGUAGCGUAGAUGAUCCUAAUUCUAACCAAGAAACCGCACCUGAUUUAGAAUUUGAAUUAGAAUCCAUGACUCAAGAUGUUGUCGAUGAAAACGGGGCAUUCGUUAGUGAAAGAGAUGGUUCACCAACAUCCAAAUUUAAGUUUGCAUCCAUAAACCUGGGGAGACGUAUCGAUUGGGCCACUGACUUAUCACAAUUUGUUGAGCCUGCCUUAGUCGAUAACACCUGGCUACUCACAUGCGGUCCAUCAGAUUUGAUAGAGAGUGGACGUCAGUAUGCCGCGGACAACAGUAUUAACUUCGCAUCUGAAAUUUACGCCUUGUAA